Molecule: messenger RNA, 5976 nt
Organism: Nothobranchius furzeri (turquoise killifish)
Lineage: Eukaryota; Metazoa; Chordata; Actinopteri; Cyprinodontiformes; Nothobranchiidae
Gene: ppp6r2b
Product: protein phosphatase 6, regulatory subunit 2b
Cellular component (GO): nucleus; cytosol
Molecular function (GO): protein phosphatase regulator activity; protein phosphatase binding
Source: RefSeq, a predicted model, not a curated record
GCAGUGUAAAUGACAUUGCUUCCAGAGAAGAGGUAGUGCCGUUAAGCUAACGAGAGAGUCACGAAAAUGCUGCUAUGGGCCUCCGGGUGACCUGACAACUAGAGUCACCGAGCUUCCGUUUUUUAUUAUUUAGCUUGUAGAUGAUAAAAUGAUGGAUCGGAGGUAAGAGUCACUUGUGUUUGGGGGAAAGCGGUGUCAGGUAAAGCGAAGCCUGUGUAAACCUGCCUUGCUGUCAAGUUGGCAGACGGCUUGUUUUUAGCUGAAUGAGAGGAACGCCGUCCCACUAUAUCUGCUGUAGCUUCAGGCUAUGAUAGAUUACCGACUUGUUUGGGUUGGAAACGUUGCAUUUCUCCGCUCCAUGUUACCAAUGCGAGUCAGCUUAUGCUAAAGGGGGAUGGUUUGUGAUUUGCAUGCGAGCUAAGUGUACGUUUUGGUGACGUCCGCCAUGUUUUGGAAGUUCGACUUGCACACAUCCUCUCAUCUGGAGACCUUGCUGGACAAGGAGGAUGUCACGCUCUCUGAGCUCCUGGAUGAAGAAGAUGUUUUGCAGGAGUGCAAGGCCCAAAACAGGAGACUCAUCCAGUUCUUGUGCCAGGACCAGUGCAUGCAGGAGCUGGUUCGGCUGACUACGACAGAGCCCCCUGCUGGUGCAGACGAGACUAAGCGCUUCAAGUUUCCAAAUGUUGCAUGUGAGCUGCUCACGUGUGAUGUGGGGGUGAUAAAUGAUAAACUGGGCAACGAUGAGACACUUCUAGAAACUCUUUAUGCUUUCCUGGAGCAGCCAUCCCCUCUUAACCCGCUCCUGGCAUCUUUCUUUAGCAAGACAAUUGGGAACCUUAUCACACGCAAGACUGAGCAGGUAAUUAACUUCCUGAGAAAGAAAGAGGGGUUUCUUGCGUUAGUCCUGAAACAUAUCGAUACGUCAGCCAUGAUGGAUGUGCUCCUACGUCUCAUCAGCUGCGUGGAGCCUCCCCCACUUCGACUUGAGACUCUUACUUGGCUGAAUGAACAGAAACUGGCCCAGAGACUUACAGAGCUCAUCCACCCCGAAAGAGAUGAAGAGAGGCAGUCAAAUGCUUCUCAGACUUUGUGUGACAUCAUUCGUCUUAGCAGGGAUCAGGCCAGCCAGCUACAGGAGAUCUCGCAGCCUGACCCUCUGCUGGCAGUGCUGGAAUCGCAGGAAUGUGUGGAGCAGUUGUUGCAGAAUAUGUUCUCAGGGGGGAGGACUGAAAGCUGUAUCGUCAGCGGGAUUCAGGUUCUUCUGACUUUACUGGAAAUCCGGAGGCCCGUAGUGGACGGUGUCAUGGAUGCUCAAGGGUUUGAGAGAAGUUACACUGUUAACAGCAGCAUUUUGUUGGCUAUUCAGCCUCACUUGACACACUUCCACCAGCUCCUUCUGGAGCCACCAAAGCAAGAUCCUAUGCUGACUACUCUGGGCGUGCUGGAGGAACCACUGGGGAACACUCGUCUGCACGUAGCCAGACUAGUGGCCUCCCUGCUUUAUACCAGCUCUGCUAGUCAUGCUGUCGUAGCACAAGAGCUCUGCAGACUCGAUACUAUGGACCUGCUUUUGGACUUGUUCUUCAAACACACGUGGAACAACUUCCUGCACCUCCAAGUGGAGCUUUGUGUGGCUGCCAUUGUCCGUCCCUGUGUCCAUGAAAUGAGGCUGCAGCCUGGCAUGGGCUCCCAGGACAACUCUAAGCCUUAUCUAGAUACGUCACAGGAGGAGACUUUGAGUGAGGUCCCAACUUCUGAACCUUCAGUCGCCUCUGAAAACUCGGCACACAACCUCUUGGUGACUCAUUUGUUCCAUCACUGCCAUCUUGUCCAGAGGAUUCUGGAAGCCUGGGAAGAGAAUGACAGAAUACAGUCAGAAGGAGGUAUGAGGAGAGGUUUCAUGGGACAUCUGACCAGGAUUGCCAACACUGUGGUCCACAAUCUAGAAAAAGGCCCAGUUCACACUCAGAUUAGUAACCUCAUCACAGAGCUGCCAGAGGACUGCAGAGGGCGCUGGGAAACCUUCGUAGAACAGACCCUGUCAGAAACUAACAGAAAGAACACCUUAGACCUGGUUGGAACUGGAAACUCUCGACCUUGCUCCGAAGACGACAUGGAGAGCCCCUUCCCUAAAGAACUGACCGUACAGCAGGCCUUUUCAGACUAUCAGAUCCAACAGAUGACUGCUAACUUUGUGGAUCAAUUCGGCUUUAACGACGAAGAGUUCACUGACCACGAUGACAGUAUCGGGGCAACGUUUGACCGGAUAGCAGAAAUCAAUAUCAACAUUGAUGCAGGCCAAGACAGCGCCAACACAGCUGUGUUUGAGGCCUGUUCUAAGGAGAGGAUUCAGCCUUUUGAUGAUGAUGAGGAGGACAUCUGGGAGGAGAAAGAAAUCAACUAUGCAACACAAACCAAGUCAAGGAACAGGUUUGGUGGUUUACAGUCCUCUCAAAUCCAAGCAGAAAGUAUGAGUUGUGACAAAACCGAAGCUCCCGGUACCGAGGUCCCCGAUAGACCUGCAGACGCCGAUUCUGAGGAAGAAGAAAACAAAGAAGACUUUGAUCCUUUUUCAAGUCAGGGCCAGACAGAAACCGCUAUGAGCACUGGCUGGGUAGCAGAUUUUGGAGAAGUCAGCUCAAAGGCUCCCGCUGCUGGAGAAGCCUUCGCUGCUUGGGAUGCUCCAGCGUCUCAGCCAGCUUCCACUGAGGCUGGAGAAGAGAAAGGCUGGGCCAAGUUCACGGAUUUUCAGCCUUUCUGUUGCUCUGAAAAGGGCCCCAGAUGCAGCUCUCCUGUCGAUUCAGAGCUCAGUGGAUCUGACAACACCAAACCAAACCCAAACCCCUGUGUAUGGAGCUCUUGUGUGGCGAGAAAAGCGCCAAUCGUGGCGUCGGACAGCUCCUCCUCCAGCAGCUCGGACAGCGAUGAAGAAGAAGGAAAGUCGGGGUCCACGUCCACUGAGACGGUCACCACGGGUGCUGGCAAGGAAACCAUCCGGCUUACUGUAGAUGCCAAAAAUGAACGAGCGGUCUUCACAAGAAUUUUCCGACCUGCAUUCAGACGUGAAGCUGAUAAGGGGCCUGUAGAGGGACAGUCCAUCAACGACAAAGAUGAAGAAAAAGAGAAGAAACAUGGAAACUGUCCCCGCGCUAACGCCGUGUCUCCGACCACCCAAUCAGCCACUGUUACAUGAGAAAUGCAGUCCUCCACUAACGGACCGGCCUAGCGGCAUGUCACAGCCACGCGUUUCACAUCCUUUCAUUCAGCGUAGAGCCAUGCCACCUUUGCUUCCUGUUAGCAGCCCCAAAUUCCCUUUUGUUGUGUCCACAAUCAUGUAAGUGAAUAAAAGUUUUUCAGCUCCGAGAUCAAAUGGCAUUCCUACUGGAAACCAGCCACAACGGGGUACCAUUGAUGUCUCUGCUGCACCAUCCUGUCGCGAGUGUUUAAGGGGGAAAUAUGUUAAAGUUGUGUCAGAGGCUUGAUAUGAAUUUAAAACACCUGAGUCUUAAAUUUGACCUAUUGUUUACCUUCUAGGCAUAAAAUAAAGUCCCAUUCUUUUUUUUUCAGUCACAAGUUUUGACUGUUUACAUUUGAGCAAAGAAAACUGUCCUCAUAAUCAGUCUGGGUGCUUGCAAAGCUGCCUAAUCACCAUUUCAUUUCCACUAGUUUCAGCCUGUCACCUGCAGCUUUUGACUAUUACAAAUAUGAGAAUGAUGGAUAUUCAGCUUUCUACCUUCAUGCUCUAUCAAAGUUAGCUUUUUUAGCUUUGAUCACUGAAGAAAGGAAUUUUACAUCAUUCAGAUAGUCAAAAUUUUGGGAGAAUGAUUCGCUUGCGUGCGUGCGUGCGUGCGUGUGUGUGCGUGUGUGUGUGUGUUGGAGCUCUGUCUAAAGAGCGGAGUGUAUUCUCAGGUCCACAGAGAUCUAUACCGAUGCAAAGAAAGCACACACCUGUGUAACACACACACACACACACACAGUUCCAUCUGAGCACACGUGUCUAACCACAAAAACAUGCAAAAAAUAUUAAAAAGAAAUUUAAAAAAACUACUCCCACAGUGAUGACGUGCACAUGCCAGAUCAUACCACCCUCUGAGGUGUUUAAAUGUAAUAUUGUGGGUUUUGAACCUGUAUUAGGUUGUGGCUAUUCUUGGUAACAUGUAAACGUAAUAUAAAUGUAAACAUUAUAUAAAAACAUUAUAUCUAUUUUUGGAAUAAAUCUGAUGUAUGGAAUAAGGGUUGUCUUGCAGGAUUGUGUGUGUGUGUGUGUGCGCGUGCGUACGUGUGUGUGCGUGCGCGCGGUUGAAAGAGGCAAUAAUGAUAUACGUCUUUCUGUUAAUUAGACCAGCAUCAGUUCUGGUUUCUUUGCUUCCUGUAUGGAAGUACAGGAAUGUCGUGAGCGCGCGCCUCUUGUCUGCAGGAUGUCUUCCGUAAAGUUUUACUUAACAAAAAUAUAAAUAUUAAAAAUGCUGGUUAUCUACAACUUGAGCUAUUUUAUCACUUUUAAACUAAUUUAUUACCUAAAGCAGAACAUGUUAGAGAAAUGUCCACCAAUAAAAACACUGGUUUAUCUUAUUCAGUUUGUUUUUCUGCAGCUUGAUAAAAUAUAUAUAUAUAUAUAUAUAUAUAUAUAUAUAUAUAUAUAUAUAUAUAUAUAUAUAUAUAUAUUACCAGGCUACAUUAAGUAGAUUAGUAAAAAGGCAUUUCAACAAAACACUGCCAUAAAUUGGUAAAGUAUUUUUUUUAAAUAACUUAUAAAGAUUGCGUUUUAUUGAAGUUCAAAAACAACACCUUCUGUAUCUGGGCUGCAGCUUUGUGACCUUAUAAAUGUAGCGGAGCUGCUGAAAAGGAAAUAUCCACAAACAAUCAUUCGUCUCCUAACUUUAAACAUUAUGCCGUAUGACCAGAGUUGUAAUUAAACCAGAUUAAUCCAAUAAAUAAUCUUGUGCUUAAUUUUAUCGUUGUCCUUGUUUCUCUCUUUCUCAGGGCAGGGCCUAAAAUUUAAAUAUAGAACGAUUCCCGCGGAUAGUUGUAUUUAUUUCACAAUAACUUUGGUAGGCACCUUUUGGUUUCUAUUUGGUGGUUUCCACCUCAUCCCUUCCUGAACAAGGCGGGUGACGUCUGACUUGAAUGAGCGAAUCAUGUAGAUGCUCUUGUUAGUGUUUUUUAAUGCUUUUAGCCAAAGUGUGUCUUCCCACCAGUGCUACAGCGGGGUCUCUGUGACGUCACCUCUUCUUGCAGCGGUCUCACAUAUCUAGACCUUCAUUUGACCUUCCUUCCUGUUUUUAUUUUUGUUUUGUUUUUUCAAAAUCGUGGCGUUAUUCAGAUGCAGAGUCAAAGAAAUGAGUCAUCCUUGGGUUAAAACUCUGGCAUGCAUAGAGGCGUCAGUGGGUUAAGAGGGGGGGUGGGGUAGGGCAGUUUUUGUUUUGUUGUCUAGUGUUGGGUCUAGGGUUAGACAUCUGACCCUGUGUGUGUGUGUGUGUGUGUGUGUGUGUGUGUGUGUGUCCCUUGCAGGAUUUAGAGUAGAGCUACGGGUACGUUGCAAUGUUAUGCGUAAUGGCAUGUGGUACAAUACAGUAAACUUUAAGUACCAUUACGCUUGCACAUUAGCCUCAUUCACCUCCUUGGGUAAGUGCUGGAUCCAGUAUGUGUCCUAAACUUUAAUUUAAAACAAAACAUCAGGUGUUUUACUCACCUGAUGUUUACAUUAAGGCCAUUUUAGAAGUUAUGGGGUUUAUUUUCUUUAUAGCUUGUGUGUGUGUGUGUCUGUGUGUUUGUGUACACACACACCUGUGUGAGUGAGAAUAAAUGUGGUGGAAAGCUGUUAAAAAGACAAAAUGUGUUCUUCAAUGCCUUUUUUUUCUUUGUGAAAUAAACCGAUGCUGGUGUUUUCCUUUUUUUAGAGAGUAAUGUGUCUGCUACCUGUCGUCUAUUUAGCUUGUACAUUCAGAUAUGAACCUAAUAAACAUGUUAAAAAGA